Molecule: messenger RNA, 964 nt
Organism: Hevea brasiliensis (rubber tree)
Lineage: Eukaryota; Viridiplantae; Streptophyta; Magnoliopsida; Malpighiales; Euphorbiaceae
Product: HVA22-like protein a
Exons: 5
Coding region: 189-710 (173 amino acids)
Source: RefSeq, a predicted model, not a curated record
ACGGUGCACUAGCUAGUAGGCUAGCCACCGGCCUUUUGGCAUGUUCCUCCCUUUCUCUUACUCUGCUCGUCUCAGUCUUGGCUUGUAACAUACUUGUCUGCUGCGACAUCCAGAAACUGAAAAAUAAGAACAAGAAGGAAGACAAGGAAAAAGCACACUGCAUUUUAGGAGAGGGAUCGGCGAGGGAGAUGGGAUCUGGAGCUGGAAGCUUCCUCAAGGUGCUUCUCAAGAACUUUGAUGUUCUUGCUGGGCCUGUUGUUAGUCUUGUUUAUCCUCUAUAUGCCUCAGUUAGGGCAAUUGAGACCAAAUCUCCUGUUGAUGAUCAACAAUGGCUUACUUAUUGGGUCCUUUAUUCUAUGAUUACACUCUUCGAGCUCACCUUCGCCAAAGUCAUUGAAUGGAUACCAAUCUGGUCAUAUGCGAAGCUCAUUCUCACAUGCUGGUUGGUGAUCCCAUACUUCAGUGGCGCUGCAUAUGUUUAUGAGCACUUAGUGAGACCUCUCUUUGUUAACCCACAACAAACCAUUAAUAUCUGGUACAUCCCAAGAAAGCAGGAUGUCUUCAGAAAGCCAGAUGACAUUUUAACUGCUGCUGAGAGAUACAUUGAAGAGAAUGGGACUGAAGCAUUGGAGAAGCUGAUUCACAGGGCUGAUAAGUCCAGGAGUAGCCGUUACCCAAACACAAUCUUCAAUGAGGACUAUAGAUAUUAAGGCUUGCAACUCUCAAUUUGCUCAGUUACCUGGUACAUUUUCGUUGGAUAUGACUCUGACUAGAGUUUUGGGCUUAUCUUCGUAGCCAAAACAAGAGUUUUCUUUCGUGUAGGAAACUGGAUGUUAUAAUGUUACAAUAUGUACUUGCCUGUCAUUUUGUUUCUUUUUUCAUUUUUGAACCCUGCACAUAGACCUUUCUCAUGGAACUAAAAGACACGUAUUAUUUAAAGAUAUCAUGCAUCAAUUCUUCGCUA